Brachypodium distachyon (stiff brome) is the source of this 2285-nucleotide messenger RNA. Its product is annotated as protein MLO. NCBI's taxonomy places the organism in Eukaryota, Viridiplantae, Streptophyta, Magnoliopsida, Poales, Poaceae. Gene Ontology annotation, biological process: defense response. The transcript has 14 exons. The record is from RefSeq and is a predicted model, not a curated record. Gene Ontology annotation, cellular component: membrane. The coding region runs from base 482 to 2152 and encodes 556 amino acids.
GCACCCUUGCGCCGGCAAUCCCUCCACAUACGCGCUUUGACGCGGCCGCGCCCCCCCCGGAGCCGAUAAAAACACUCUCUCGCCCGCCCGGUUUGCCGCCUCGCCACGACACGCCCAGCCAGACACACCCACAGCACAGCCCCCGCGCUCCGGACGCAACUACACGUAGCGCGCGUGCGUUUUUGCUUUGAUUUGCUUUGCUUUUGCGCCUGCUGCGGCCGGCCACGUAGUUACGGAACCCAGCUGCUCGCGCGGCUGGUGCAGUGCUCGUUCAAAGCUACUGUACUUUGCUGCACGUACAUACGUGCUUGUCUUGUCGUUCGUUCGUUGGGCUUAAUUUGCUCUUUUGCUGAGGCCUGACGACGGUCGGAGAAGAGGUCUCGCGUUGCCUUUCUGCCGGGCUGUUUUUUGGUGGUUGCGACUUGGGAUUGUCGCGCGUUGGGGAAUCAGGUGAAGACAGGUAGAGGGCGUGAGAGGAGCGAUGGCGGGGCCGGCGGUAGGGCGGGAGCUGCCGCAGACGCCGACGUGGGCGGUGGCGGUCGUCUGCCUCGUCAUGAUACUCCUCUCCCUCGCCUUGGAGCACGCGCUCCACAAGCUCGGCCAUUGGUUCCAGAAGCGGCAGAAGAAGGCCGUGGCCGAGGCGCUCGAGAAGAUCAAAGCAGAGCUGAUGCUGAUGGGUUUCAUUUCCCUGCUCCUCACCGUGGGGCAAACGCCAAUCUCCAAGAUAUGCAUCUCCAAGGAGGCCGGCAGCGUCAUGCUACCGUGCAAGCUGUCAGUGGCAGCCGAGGACGCCGACGACGAAGGCAAGGACAACGGCCGCCGGAGGCUACUCUGGUUCCAGGAAGAAAUCCACCGUCGGUUCUUGGCCGCCGCGCCCGGAGUUGACCCCUGUGCGAGCCAGGGCAAGGUGGCGCUGAUGUCUGCAAGCAGCAUGCACCAGCUGCACAUAUUCAUCUUCGUGCUCGCCGUCUUCCAUGUCUUCUACAGCGUCACCACCAUGGCUCUAGGGCGUCUCAAGAUGAAGAAAUGGAAGAAAUGGGAGUCGGAGACAACCUCACUGGAGUAUCAGUUCGCAAAUGAUCCUUCGCGGUUCCGUUUCACGCACCAGACGUCCUUCGUGAAGCGGCACAUGGGCCUCUCCAGCACUCCUGGCGUCAGAUGGAUCGUGGCGUUCUUCAGGCAGUUCUUCGGGUCAGUCACCAAGGUGGACUACCUGACCAUGCGCCAAGGCUUCAUCAAUGCGCAUUUGUCGCAGAACAGCAAGUUCGACUUCCACAAAUACAUCAAGAGGUCACUCGAGGACGACUUCAAAGUAGUCGUCGGUAUCAGCCUCCCGCUGUGGUUCGUGGCGGUUCUCACGCUCUUCCUUGAUAUUAACGGGAUCUACACGCUCAUCUGGAUCUCUUUCGUCCCUUUCGUCAUCCUGUUGCUGGUUGGAACCAAGCUAGAGAUUGUGAUCAUGGAGAUGGCCCAGGAGAUCCAGGAUCGGGCAAGCGUCAUCAAGGGGGCUCCUGUCGUUGAACCAAGCAACAAGUUCUUCUGGUUCAAACGGCCUGAUUGGGUCCUGUUCCUCAUACAUUUGACACUGUUCCAGAACGCGUUUCAGAUGGCGCAUUUCGUCUGGGCACUGUUCACACCCGGUUUGAAGAAAUGCUACCAUCAAAACAUGGGACUGAGCAUCAUGAAGGUCGUGGUGGGGGUAGCUCUUCAGGUUCUGUGCAGCUACAUCACCUUCCCACUCUAUGCACUAGUCACACAGAUGGGCUCAAACAUGAAGAGGGCCAUCUUCGAUGAGCAGACGGCCAAGGCACUGACGAAUUGGAGGAACACAGCAAGGGAGAAGAAGAAGACCCGGGAUGCAGACGCAUUCAUGGCGCAGAUGAUCGGUGACGCAACACCAAGCCAAGGCUCAUCGCCGGUGCAUCUGCUCCACAAGAACAGGAUGCGGUCAGAAGAUCCCCAAAGCAUACCAACCUCGCCAAGGGCCGAGCACGAGGCUAUGGACAUGUAUCCGGUUGCGCAGGUUGUGCACACAUCGCAUCCACAUCCACCCCACAGACUAGACCCUUCUGACAGGAGGAGGUCCGCCUCAUCGUCAGCCCUUGACACUGAUAUAGCCAGUGCUGAUUUUUCCUUCAGCAUGCAACGGUGACGAGACAAGUUUCUGUAUUGAUGAAGUUCAAUGUAUAGCAAACAUAGGAGCUAAAUAUGUGAUGAUUGAUACAAUAAGGAUCGGAAAUUUCACCGACUCAAAAAAUAAACUACCAUCAAAUCAACAAAGCAAA